Molecule: messenger RNA, 450 nt
Organism: Cordyceps militaris CM01
Lineage: Eukaryota; Fungi; Ascomycota; Sordariomycetes; Hypocreales; Cordycipitaceae
Exons: 2
Coding region: 1-450 (149 amino acids)
Source: RefSeq, a predicted model, not a curated record
AUGUUAUCCUUUGGCCCUCGGGACAAAUGCAAGUCAGAGAUCGGCAGCCGAAUCAAGAUGAAGCACGCAGCGACCAGCACGCAUAAGCCCGUCGCCCCCAAAGCUUUGUCCUGGCCUGCUCCCGUCUGCCCUGGUCGCGCCUUGUUCUGCUGCUCUACAAAUUACUCUGAACUGCAACGUACCCCUCAGCUCUUCAGCCGUUCCGCUGUUCGUUUUUAUUGCGGGGGCCACAGCAUCCCUCCCUCCGAGGCUCUACUGGUAGUUACCAACAACCGAGUCGCUCCCUCGUUCACAAACAUAAUACCUCAGGCCCGCGCGCUCCGUACGAGUCGCUCUUCUGCUCGCCAAACUGCCCGAAUCGGUUUUCCGUCACAGACUACUGGUGCGACGGCGCUGACCGCCACUCUUGCUGCUCCAACGACCUGGUCCGCUCUCAUGGAGCUCAUUUGA